AUGACUCGCGUCCAGCAGCAGGCAGGCAAGGCCCGGCGACUUGUGCUUCACGUUGGCGCCUGCAUCUCCGCCAACAUCGAGACCAUCGGCAAGCACGUCUGCGACGCACAGUUCCAGACAUUCAAGGGAUGCAUGCAGCAAGUGAUGAAGCGCAAGUGGUAG
Messenger RNA from Linderina pennispora, 162 nucleotides. RefSeq lists its product as uncharacterized. The transcript has 3 exons. The record is from RefSeq and is a predicted model, not a curated record. Bases 1 to 162 code for a protein of 53 amino acids. NCBI's taxonomy places the organism in Eukaryota, Fungi, Kickxellomycota, Kickxellomycetes, Kickxellales, Kickxellaceae.